AUCUUAGUAACUAGCAAUAUCAAUGUACCCAACGAUUACCAUUUGUUGAAAGAUUGUUUUUACCUUAAAAAUGACUAUAGGAACCGAAAGUUGCGAAAAUAUCGUUGAUAAGGAAAAGAACAUAGGACCCUCAUGGAAAAUAUGGCGUCACAAAAGAUACGUGGUGGCUAUAAUGGCAUUUUUGGGCUUUAUGAAUAUAUAUUCUCUAAGAAUAAAUCUAAGUAUAGCCAUAGUGGACAUGACACAAUUAAAAAAUAUUACUCUAGAUAACGGUACUACAGUUUUAAAAAAGGACUUCGAUUGGGACUCCAAGAUCCAAGGUUAUGUUUUAAGUUCGUUCUUUUAUGGUUAUUUGUUCACUCAAAUUGCCGGAGGAUUUCUAGCAACUAAAAUAGGAGGAACCUGGGUGUUUAGCUGUGGUAUAGCAUCUACUGCUUUUUUCACCCUUAUUACGCCAUGGGUAGUUAAAACAAAUGUAUAUUUCUUUAUAGUUAUACGAACAAUAGAGGGUUUAUGUGAGGGUGUAACAUUUCCUGCAAUCCAAGAAAUUUGGUCUCAGUGGGCACCUCCAGCUGAAAAAAGCCGUCUUAUUAGUAUAUCUUUAUCUGGUAGCUACCUUGGUGCUGUGGUGGCAAUGCCUAUGUGUUCCCUUAUUGCUUCCAGUCUUGGAUGGGAGUAUAUAUUCUAUAUAUUUGGGGCCGUUGGACUUUUAUGGUAUCUAAUUUGGAUAAUAAUUGUAGCAUCAACCCCUUCUAAGGACAAAAGAAUAAACCCAAUCGAACGCAAAUAUAUAGUCGAUGCAAUAAGUGCCGUUAAAAGCGACAAACAAAUUGAAGUUCCAUGGAGACGUAUUCUGAGUUCAACAGCAGUAUUAGCCAAUGCUAUUUGUAUGACUUGUGAGGGAUGGGGGUUUUAUACACUUCUUACAUUUUUGCCACAAAUGAUAAAAUCACUCUUAGGCUUUGAUCUAAAUCAAGUAGGCUUUUUGGCGGCACUUCCCUACUUAGUUACGUGUUUAAUGGUGCAAGUAGGUGGUUACUUAGCAGAUUUCUUACUGAAACGGAAGUAUAUAACCACUACUCAAGUAAGAAAAUUGUUAAUAAUAACUGGUUUCUCCGCACAAGCCAUAUUUUUACUUCUGGCUGGAUACUGGGUAUCAACUAUCGGCACAUCAGUUUGUCUUGUCGUCGCCGUGGGAUUGGGUGGAUUGGCUAUAAGUGGAAUGGGGGUAGUCCCCAUUGAUAUUGCCCCUAAAUUUGCCAGUGUUAUCUACGGAAUAGCCACUACGGUUUCUACUUUACCAGGAAUAAUAUCCCCCAUUUUAACGGGAUACAUAGUAACAGACUCAACGAACAUUUUGCAAUGGAGGAUAGUGUUUUAUAUAGCAUCUGGCAUAUACCUAUUUGGGAUAAUUACAUCUUUUAUAUUCACCUCUGGUGUAAGACAAUCAUGGGCUGACAAGGAAGAAGUGAUAGUGAAUGGCAACCAUAAUCAAUCUUUUGAGCCUACUGAAUCUGAUUAGAAAUUACAGUGUUAUUUUAUUUAUAACAUAAAUAAUAAAAUUUGUC
Molecule: messenger RNA, 1568 nt
Organism: Diabrotica balteata
Lineage: Eukaryota; Metazoa; Arthropoda; Insecta; Coleoptera; Chrysomelidae
Source: the annotation of a GenBank genome assembly